AUGGAGGGCUACGACCGCGAGUUCUGGCAGUUCAGCGACACGCUGCGCCUGCAGACGGCCGCCUUCUCGGGCCUCUCCCUCGGCGACUCCAUCUGGUCCCCCGCCACCGCCGACCGGCGCAACAACAACAACGACCUAUUCGCCGCCUCCGCGUCGCCCGCCGACGCCGCCGCCAAGAACAACGGCCUCGUCGGCCUCAAACUCAACGAUGGCGGACCGGGCCUCAUCGGCUCCGGGAAGCUCGCCUUCGGCGGCGGCAAGGCCGACCGCUACAACAACCUCCCCACCACCGAGAAGGCCGCGUCCGUGUACAACAACAACAACGGCGGCGGCUACGCCAAGAACAACAACAACAACGCCCUGGCGUUCAGCAAGAUGGGGAGCUACGGCUACACCAGCAACGGCAACAACAGCAGCGGGGAGGUGAAGAGCUACUUCAACAAGUCCGCCGGGAGGGCGGCGAGCAACAACAGCCACGGGCACGCCGGCGGCAAGAAGGGCGGGGAGUACGGCAAGAAGAAGCACGCCAAGAACGAGGGCAACAACUGGGGUGGCGCGGCGGCCACGGACAAGCGGUUCAAGACGCUGCCGGCGUCGGAGGCGCUGCCGCGGGGCCAGGCCAUCGGUGGGUACAUCUUCGUCUGCAACAACGACACCAUGGACGAGAACCUCAGGAGGGAGCUCUUCGGGCUGCCGUCGAGGUACAGGGACUCGGUGCGGGCCAUCCGCCCAGGGCUGCCUCUUUUCCUCUACAACUACUCCACCCACCAGCUCCACGGCAUCUUCGAGGCCGCGAGCUUCGGCGGGACCAACAUCGACCCGGCGGCGUGGGAGGACAAGAAGUGCCCCGGCGAGUCGCGCUUCCCUGCACAGGUGCGGGUGGCAACGCGGAAGAUCUACGACCCACUGGAGGAGGACGCCUUCCGUCCCAUCCUCCACCACUACGACGGACCCAAGUUCAGGCUGGAGCUCUCCGUCGCCGAGGCCCUCGCCCUCCUCGACAUCUUCGCCGACAAGGACGACGCCUGA
This is a messenger RNA of Miscanthus lutarioriparius, 1029 nucleotides long. The record is from the annotation of a GenBank genome assembly. NCBI's taxonomy places the organism in Eukaryota, Viridiplantae, Streptophyta, Magnoliopsida, Poales, Poaceae.